Messenger RNA from Sycon ciliatum, 1807 nucleotides. RefSeq names its product D-2-hydroxyglutarate dehydrogenase, mitochondrial-like. NCBI's taxonomy places the organism in Eukaryota, Metazoa, Porifera, Calcarea, Leucosolenida, Sycettidae. The record is from RefSeq and is a predicted model, not a curated record. The coding region runs from base 171 to 1679 and encodes 502 amino acids. Gene Ontology annotation, molecular function: FAD binding; catalytic activity. The transcript has 16 exons. Gene Ontology annotation, cellular component: mitochondrion.
ACAGUCAGUAAAAAUGUGAAGAAAGAAUGUUUUGAUCCACGAACACUGUCGUUUCCAUGUUUCGUCGUGGCGUGAGUCAUGGUUCUUGAUAACUCUCCUGCUCCCAAGCUAGUAGUUCAUGCAGAUACAUGCACUUCGACGGUGUAAGGUGUACUUCGAAGUAGUUCAUUAUGAAUUUGGCUCGCAUUCUAAAAACUCCAUUGCCAAUAGUCUCGACGAAAUUGCUGUUUUGUCGUGCAUUGCACGUACCUCUGACAGCAUCUCGACUCCCACAUUUGCACAGGAAAUCCUUUGCUAAGGUGACUAAUGAUGAUAUCAAGCAGUUUGAAGGCAUUCUCUCAUCAAGCAGGGUGCUCUGUGCUGAGGAAGAUAUAGCUGGUCACUGUACAGACUGGACACGGGUGUUCAGGGGCACCGGUAGCAUUGUGUUGAAGCCGAAAACAACCGCCGAAGUAUCGGAGAUUCUGAAAUACUGCAACAACAGAAACUUAGCAGUGGUCCCUCAAGGUGGACUUACUGGCUUGGUUGGUGGCAGUGUACCAGUAUUUGAUGAAGUCAUUAUCUCUCUAUCUUUGAUGAACAAGAUCAUCAAGAUUGAGCCAUUAGCUGGAGUACUUGUCUGCCAGGCUGGGUGUGUACUGCAGCGUUUGAAUGAUGCUGUAGCGGAGCAUGGCAUGACCAUGCCUUUAGAUCUUGGUGCGAAGGGUGCAUGUCAGAUUGGUGGCAACGUCUCGACUAACGCCGGUGGAAUUCGCUUUCUACGCUACGGUUCUCUACAUGCCAGUGUGCUGGGUCUUGAAGCUGUAAUGGCUGACGGUAGUGUUGUGGACAACUUGUCAACCUUGCGCAAAGACAAUACAGGGUAUGAUGUCAAGCAGCUUUUCAUCGGAAGUGAGGGCACACUUGGAAUUGUUACAUCGGUGACAAUUGCAACACCGCCUAAACCUAAGGCCAUCACCGUGUGCUUUGUUGGCUGUCGUAGUUUUGCUGAUGCAUUGAAAACAUAUGCAUCUGCUAAGGCAUCCCUUGGGGAGAUACUUUCUGCAUGUGAGUUCAUGGACAACGACUCAAUGUCACUUGUCAAGAAGAAUCUGGGCUUAGUGAACCCGCUGGGAGAGAGCUACCCGUUCUAUGUUCUGCUCGAGACUUCCGGCUCUGAUGGGAGUCAUGAUGAGGACAAAGUGACCAAGUUUGUGGAAGCAGGAAGCAGCUUUGAGAAUGGCACUCUGACCUCAGAACCAAGCAAGAUAAAGAACAUCUGGAGUUUACGUGAAAACAUCGCGGUGGCAUUGCUUCGUGACGGUGUACAGCACAAGUUUGACAUCAGUGUACCCGUGGAAUGUAUGUAUGAUCUAGUGGAGAUCAUGCGUAAGAGAGUGCACGGCCUGGGUGCUGUGUCAUGUGUUGGAUAUGGUCAUCUUGGUGACGGUAAUCUUCAUUUGAACAUCACAAGCCGUGAGCGCAUCGAAGAACUCGACAAUGCCAUUGUGCCGUUUGUCUAUGAGUGGACUGCACAACGCAAAGGCAGUAUUAGCGCCGAGCAUGGCCUGGGUGUUCAGAAAUCACAGUAUAUCCACUUCUCCAAGACACCACCGGCUAUUGCCCUGAUGCGCUCUAUCAAAUCAACACUAGAUCCAAAGGGCAUUCUUAACCCCUACAAAGUAUUACCUAUCGAAUGAAUAGCAACAGACCAGCAACAGCGAUGUGCUCUACUAGCACUGCCCGAGUACCAAGUACCCGAGUGCUAUAUACUAGCAGGUGAGAGUGCCAUGCUGAGUGGCUGAAAAGUUGUGAAAACCCUUGACAU